Rhincodon typus (whale shark) is the source of this 1027-nucleotide messenger RNA. It is a transcript of the gene mrps18b, whose product is annotated as mitochondrial ribosomal protein S18B. NCBI's taxonomy places the organism in Eukaryota, Metazoa, Chordata, Chondrichthyes, Orectolobiformes, Rhincodontidae. Gene Ontology annotation, cellular component: ribosome; mitochondrion. Gene Ontology annotation, molecular function: structural constituent of ribosome. Gene Ontology annotation, biological process: mitochondrial translation. The transcript has 7 exons. The record is from RefSeq and is a predicted model, not a curated record. The coding region runs from base 288 to 938 and encodes 216 amino acids.
AGGCGCACUGGAAUGAUCCCUCUUCAAAAAGCGAUUUCAACACCUCCCCACCCCCACCAGCAUCAUCUCAUCCUCUUAAAUCCUAGAAAUUGUACAUUUAUUUUCCCCUUCACCCGUCUACCAAAUCGGGGUUGUUUUAAAAAAAAACACGAAGGGAGGCGACAUCAAGGUCUCUUCAGUAGCACGGUCACGAAAACGCGUGCCACGUGACGUGCGUUGCGGUACAAAAAAUUAAAACCGUAUUUACCCUCAACCCUAGCCAGCCUAAACCAGAGAGAGGAAAAAGAAUGAAGAGUGCAAUUCCACAGCAGAAGGUGCUGCAACCAGUUCACCAGCCGUUCAGUACUGGAUCAGACCAGACUACUUUCGACCUCAUCUCUCGCUACAAGGAGCGCCCUUGGGAAUAUCUGCAGAGCGAAGAAUACAUUGAGCGUUAUGGAAAACAGCCUGUCUGGGCUGACUAUCGGAGGAACCACAAAGGUGGCAUCCCACCUCAGAAGACCCGGAAAACCUGCAUUAGAGGUGACAAGAUCAGUGGUAAUCCUUGCCCCAUAUGUCGAGAUCCAAAGAUUCAGGUCGACCACAGGAAUGUGAAACUGCUGGAACAGUUCAUUUGUCCUCACACUGGUACCAUAUAUCAUCCGACCAGAACUGGUGUUUGUAUGAAACAGUACAAGAAGUUGACCAAAGCAAUACAAGAUGCUAAGGAUCAUGGUUUGCUUGGAUUCCAAGUCCCACACAUUGAGAUCAAUCUGGACAAUUACUCUGGCUCACAUGGGGCAGUGGGCAAAACCCCAUCCCCACCCAGGCAGGAAGGUCCUUGGUACAGCUGGUAUGAUUGGCAGGAUCCACCCGAGAAGGAGAUUACUCGGAUUCGCAAGAUGUACAAACCCUUCCUGAAAGAGGACGUUGCUCAAACUUCAACUAAAACAACAUAGCUUUUCAAAUGAUCCCAACACCAAUUAAUGGCCAUGUGGGUGUGUUUCUAGAGCACGCUGAAAUUUUGAAUAAAAUGUGAAAACACUCA